AGGGCACGUGUCCAAUCCUUCUUGGUACGACCUCCUCCACAAUCUCCUCCUGAAUUUGAUCUAUAAAAGCGCAGACGGGAGAAGGCUGCGCAGAUUCAGAAGUUCUGCAUUCGAGACGCAUUCAACCAGAAGUCUUUCAUCUUCCACCAUGGGCUCGUCAAACGGCGCGGGACUUUGUUUGAUACUUGUACUAGUUUUUAUGUGCGAGGCAUCUGAAGACCAACAGCCUCGCCAAAGGCCAAUGAUUUACGAUAAAGAUGGUCUUCAGCGAGAGGCGACACCUGAAGAAUUGGAGUUAAUGGUACAGAGACCAAUCAUGCCUGACAUUUCAGAUUUGAUUAAAUUGAUGGCCUCUUCAGAGACAGAUAUGAGCCAGACAGAGAACACAAACUUUCACCCCGAGGACAUCCCAAGAGCUCCCCCACGGUUUGGCCCUCGCUUCAUGAGACCCAACACGGGGCCAGAGAUUCAUUUCCCACCAGCCUUUCCCAGUAUCAGCAAUCUUGAAGAUAUCUGUGAGUUUAGUAAAGCUUCGGUCCGAUACCCUGAGGACAUAUUUCCCCCAAGUGGCUUUGGUAGUGAGCAUCGGCAGGCUGAUGCUGUGAAUCGACUCCAGGGCUGGUACGGCGUGUGCUGUGGCAUUGAUGGAUCAGAGGCAGAGAAGAUCUGUUGUGCUGAACAAGCGUGGAGAAAGACCCUGUCUGCUUUCUGCAAAGAAGAAUUUUCUAUAAAGACGGUUGCAGAUGUCUGCUGCCAGAAGAAGGGGAAGGCCAGAUGGAGCUGUUUUGAUAAGGAGGCUUCAGCGACUUCAUAUGACAUUCCCAUCCUUGACUUGAAUGUCAACAUUCCUCGCAAAGUCCAAGGCUUCAGAUAUAAACCCAGUUCUUGUAAAGGGUAGGGCUGGAGCACCUAAAGAGUGUAUUUGGUUAAAAACAAAAAAUUAAUUUUUUGUUAUUGUUCAAACAUUUGUAAAACAGAUAUGUGACACUGUCAGGCUAGAUUACGAGCAUCAAAGUUUGAUUUCAGCCGUUACUCUCAUUGUGAUUUCAAUCUUUGACUUGAUCUUACUCAGUCAACAUGUUAGGCUAUAUUUUUACCUAAAGUUCUUUACAUUAUGGAGGAUGAUUUUAUGUAGAAAACAGUAAAUCUAAAAAAUAAAUACUUUAGCUGGAUUUUCCCAGGCAAGGUUACAUAUGUGUACAUACACAUUGAAUUUACGUCAAGUUAUCAGCAGUACAGUAAGAUGUUUAGAAUACUGGCAUUUGUUUUAUUGCAUUUAUUUGUGUAAGUCAUCCUUUCAUUGAUGUCCCCUCCAUAUGUAGAGACGUAAACUUCAAGAAGUUUACUUUUAUGUGCUUAUAUAUUCUGUUGUUUUCUCCAUUAAGCCAUUAAGAACUGUUUAAUAAUUAUAUCCACAUAAGCACACAUAGGGUGAAUUGCCCUUAAGUGGGACACACAUUUUUUUUAAUGUGGGACACCUAAGGUCUAACAUGACCUCUCAAAUGUCCAGUCAUAUGUGAUUGUAGAGCAAUCAUCAAAUAGUAAGCGCAUUUCACAGAAGUCGAAA
Molecule: messenger RNA, 1567 nt
Organism: Paramisgurnus dabryanus
Lineage: Eukaryota; Metazoa; Chordata; Actinopteri; Cypriniformes; Cobitidae
Gene: ecm1b
Product: extracellular matrix protein 1b
Biological process (GO): signal transduction; regulation of bone mineralization
Cellular component (GO): extracellular region
Source: RefSeq, a predicted model, not a curated record